GGGGGAGGCGCAUCCGCGGCGACGCGGGGCCGGGAUGCGGCUGGAUGGGGCUGCGCGGAUUGCUCGCCCUGCUGCGCGCCGCCGCCCCCUCGGCCGGGGAUGAGGCCCUGGAGGAGCUGAAGAUGUCCGGAGCUGCUUCAUACGAGCAGUUGGUGCGGCAGGUGGAGGCGCUGCGCAGGGAGAACAGCCACCUCCGACGUGAGCUGCAGGACAACUCCCAGCACCUCUCCAAGCUGGAGAAUGAGACCUCGGACAUGAAGGAAGUGCUGAAGCACCUGCAGGGGAAGCUGGAGCAGGAGGCGAGGGUGAUGGUGUCCUCGGGGCAGACGGAGGUGCUGGAGCAGCUGAAAGCUCUGCAGAUGGACGUCAGCAGCCUCUACAGCCUCAAGUUCCCCGAGGUGGCAGUGGGGAUCGGGGAGGACAGCCCCCAACAUGGCACACCCCAUGGGGACAGCAAUGGGGACGUUGGUAGGGCCACAUUGCGGAUGCUGGAGGAGCUGGACAGGGAGAGGUGUUUCUUACUGGGGGAGAUUGAGAAGGAAGAGAAGGAGAAGGUUUGGUACUAUGCACAGCUACAGAGCCUGUCCAAGCGCCUGGAGGAGCUGCCCCAUGUAGAGACAUUCUCCAUGCAGAUGGAUCUCAUCCGGCAGCAGCUGCAGUUUGAGGCUCAGCACAUCCGAGCGCUGAUGGAGGAGCGCUUUGGGACGGCGGAUGAGAUGGUGCAGCGGGCACAGAUUCGGGCAUCCAGGCUGGAGCAGAUCGACAAGGAGCUGAUGGAGGCUCAGGACAAAGUGCAGCCAGCGGAGCCGCAGCUCAGUGCAAAGCUGCCAGGCUCAGAGGAGGACAGCAGCAUGGACGUCCCCACGCACCCUGAGGAUGGAGGCAGCAGCAAGGUGGAGGUGGUUUUCUGGCUGCUGUCCAUGUUGGCCACAAGGGACAAGGAUGACAUGUCACGCACGCUGCUGGCCAUGUCCAGCUCACAGGAGAGCUGCUUGGCCAUGCGCAAGUCGGGCUGCCUCCCACUGCUCAUCCAGAUCCUGCACGACUCCGACCACGAGCCGGGCCCCCCCGAGAGCCCCAGCAGUGCUAAGGAUGCUCGCAUGCGUGCCAACGCUGCGCUGCACAACAUUGUCUUCUCACAGCCCGACGAGGGGCAGGCCAAGAAGGAGAUGCGGGUGCUGCACGUGCUGGAGCAGAUCCGCUCCUACUCGGAGACCUGCUGGGACUGGCUGCAGAUGCAGAGCAGGGAUGGGGGCAAAGGGCCCGAGGGCAGCGCUGCUCCGGUGCCCAUCGAGCCCCAGAUCUGCCAGGCCACCUGUGCCAUCAUGAAGCUCUCAUUCGAUGAGGAGUAUCGGCGUGCCAUGAAUGAGCUCGGUGGGCUGCAGGCUGUGGCUGAGCUGCUGCAGGUGGAUUAUGAGAUGCACAAGAUGACGAGUGAUCCCCUGAACCUGGCGCUGCGGCGUUAUGCAGGGAUGGCCCUCACCAACCUCACCUUUGGGGAUGUGGUCAACAAGGCAACGCUGUGCUCACGCCGGGGCUGCAUGGAGGCUAUUGUGGCCCAGCUGGGAUCCGACAGUGAGGAGCUGCACCAGGUGGUCUCGAGCAUCUUAAGGAACCUCUCAUGGAGAGCCGACAUUAACAGCAAGAAGGUGCUGCGGGAGGUGGGCAGCGUGGCGGGGCUGACACAGUGCGCCCUGCAUGCUGCCAAGGAGUCCACACUGAAGAGUGUCCUGAGCGCGCUCUGGAACCUGUCAGCACACAGCACAGAGAACAAAGCCGCCAUCUGUGGCGUGGAGGGAGCCCUGGGCUUCCUGGUGAGCACCCUCACCUACAAGUGCCAGAGCAACUCGCUGGCCAUCAUUGAGAGCGGCGGCGGCAUCCUGCGCAACGUCUCCAGCCUCAUUGCCACGCGGGAGGACUACAGGCAGGUGCUCCGGGAUCACAACUGCCUGCAGACGUUGCUGCAGCACCUCCGCUCUCACAGCCUCACCAUUGUCAGCAAUGCAUGUGGAACGCUUUGGAACCUGUCAGCCCGCAGCCCCCGCGACCAGGAGCUGCUGUGGGACCUGGGGGCUGUCAGCAUGCUGCGUAACCUCAUUCAUUCCAAGCAUAAAAUGAUUGCAAUGGGCAGCGCGGCCGCGCUCCGCAACCUGCUGACCAACCGGCCCCCCAAGUACAAGGAUACAGCCGUUGUCUCGCCGGGUUCCUGUAUGCCAUCUCUGUACAUGCGCAAGCAGAAGGCGCUGGAGGCUGAGCUGGAUGCCAAGCACUUGGCUGAGACCUUUGACACCAUGGAGAAGCAGAGCCUAAAGAGCCAGAGCGCCAAGAAGCCGCUGCGGCACAUGGAGAGCCUGGUGAAGGACUACGCCUCCGAUUCAGGCUGCUUUGAUGAUGAUGAGGUGCCCAACAUCUCCACUGGGGUGGAAACAGCCAGUGCCUCCGUCCUCUCCAUGUUCCUGGGCUCCUCCUUCCUGCAGGGCCAGGCUCUGCCCCGGGCUCUGGCACAGAGACGGUGCCCGGAGCCGGAGAAGGAUGAUGGUGGAAAGGCAGCGGAGCCCAAGAAGCCACCGCUGCCCGAGGACGAUGUAUCCCUGGCUGCUGAGAAGCUGGCCAACAAGAUCUCCAGCACGGUGGCCAAGAUCGACAAGCUGGUGGAGGACAUCUCCACCAUGCACACGUCCUCGGAUGACAGCUUCAGCCUCAGCUCGGAGGACCACGGCCUGGACUGGCAGUACGGCCCCGAGGAGCCCCCCGAGGUCCGUGCCCACUCCUGCUCCCCGUGUCGUCUUUCAGACACUGGGGGCUCUGCCAGACGUGAGGGGCUGAGCCGGGCACGGGCGCUGCUGCGGCUGAAGACGGCGUACACCAGCCUGUCCACUGACAGCCUCAACAGCGGCAGCACCAGCGAUGGCUAUUGCCCCAAGGAGCACAUGAAGCCCUGCACCAGGGCCCCAUUUGACUACAGGGAUGAGCUGCAGCGCUACCAGAAGCGGCCCAGCAGGCUCGACCUUAAGAGCAUCCUGAGCACCAAACCUGACCCUCCUGUGCUCAGGGCUGAGCCGGAUAAACCAGAGCAGAGAGAGGUGCCAGAGAGGGGCAGGAAAGCGGUGACCUUCCCCAGUCCUAAAGCGCUGGAGACUGGGAGGAAGAAGGAGAUGGGUGGGAAGCUGCCCACCGACCCACAGGUGCACACCAUCAAGCUCUCACCCUCAUACCAACAUGUGCCCCUGCUUGGAAGCCUGGCAAAGAGCAGCACAGCCAUCAGCCAUCAUCCAUCACUGCUGGGAAGGAAACAAGCCUGGCUGCCCCCAGCCCUCCUGCAGACAGCUGACGGCCUCAGCAAGAUCCCUGAGAAGCUGCCAGCCCAACCCAUGGCCACGGCUGAGCAGGAGUCGGUGCAGAAAUACUCGGUGGAGGACACCCCCAUCUGCUUCUCCCGCUGCAGCUCCCUUUCCUCCCUCUCCUCAGCUGACAACGUGCUGGAUGGGCAGAGCCACAGCGAGAACGACCUGGACAGUGACUCCUCAUUGGAGAUCCUGGAGAUGGACGAAGGGGAUGGGGAAGCUGAGGAUAUGAGGAAUGAGAAGGAGAAGGCAGAGAUGGGUCCAACGACAGCGGUGGGGAUCUCGCAGCCCAUCACCAUCCCCUUCCCCAAACGGGACAAGCUCUUCCUCCGGGAUGCAUCCCCCUCCCGCCAGGAGGACCACACUCCCUCCAGCUCAUCAGAGAACUACAUCCAGGAGACGCCGUUGGUGAUGAGCCGCUGCAGCUCCGUCAGCUCCCUGGGCAGCUUCGAGAGCCCGUCCAUCGCCAGCUCCAUCCAGAGUGACCCAUGCAGUGAGAUGAUCAGCGGCACCGUCAGCCCCAGCGAGCUGCCCGACAGCCCCGGGCAGACCAUGCCACCCAGCCGCAGCAAGACGCCUCUCUUUGAGCUGGGUUGUCAACCUGAAAAGGAAACCAGUCAAUUCAACAUCCAAUGGGAGAACAACGUCAAGAAGUUCAUGGAGAUCACCGACUUCAAAGAGCGCUUCCAGCUGCCCCAAGAUCUGGAUUCCAUGGUUUAUUUCACAGUGGAGAAACCCAAUGAGAACUUCUCUUGUGCCUCCAGCCUGAGCGCUCUGCCGCUGCAUGAGCACUAUGUGCAGAAGGACGUGGAGCUGAAGCUGAUGCCCACCUUCCCAGAGAAGAACAGCCUGAACUUUGCAGCACACGAGGAGAGGGAAGAGCAGGAGGAGCAGCUCCUGGAGGGCCGGCGUCGGGCAGAGCCCAGCUCUGAUGAUGACAUCGAGAUCCUAAAGGAGUGUAUUAGCUCUGCUAUGCCAUCACGCUUCCGCAAGGUGAAGAGCUCGCUGCUCUCCGGGCAGGUUCUGCACCCUCACACCAAGAAACCGGUCCACGUCCCAGUCUAUAUGCUGGUACCCGCACACACCGCCGUCCCCAAGCAUCUCCGUGCCACCGCCCGGGAGCUCUAUAGGGACGAUGAUUCCUGCACCGAUUCAGCCGAUGGGACCCCCGUUAAUUUCUCCAGCGCCGCCUCGCUGAGCGAUGAGACCCUGCGUGGCCCAAAGGACGAGGCUGAGCCCCCCCGUGGUGCGGGGAGGAGACGGGAAAUGGGCGCUGCGGCAUCGCCGGCACGGAGAUCAGCAAUGGGCAGCGCAGCGCCCACCCGACCCAGCUCAGCCUGCAGGGGAAGGGUGGGAUCCAGUCGGGACAGCCCCGUACCACCGGGCAGAGCUGCGGAGGGGAAGCGGGGACAACCCACACCCGGCAUAGAAGCAGAGGUGGGGAGGAGCGGCAGCCCCGGGACACGGCCCUGCAGUCUGCCUGCGAGGAAGGAUGGUGUGAGGGAGGAGGGGGCGGCCUUCCAGUCGCUGUGUCACACCACGCCGACCGAGGAGGCCGUGUAUUGCUUCUACGAGCACGACUCGGACGAGCCCGGGGUGGGCAGGGAGGUGCCCGGUGUUGGAGCGCAGCCCGGCCGGGUGAUGCGGAGGGAGCGCUGCGGGGGCUCCGUGCCCAGGAGGGAGCCCGAAGCGAAGGGUAAAGCGAAGGGCAAAGUGCAGCACAACCUCAUUGCCGAUGAGACGCCGCCGUGCUACUCGCUGAGCUCCUCCAUGAGCUCCUUGAGCGACGGCAACCCCGGCGAGGGGGAGCAGCGUGGUUCAGCCCCCCGGCAGGCGCAGGGCCGCUCCCCCAGCCCCAAUUCGGAGGACGAUCUGCUGCAGAAAUGCAUCGGUUCUGCUAUGCCCAAACGCCGGCGGCCCUCAACGAGGCGGAGGACGGCGGAGAGGAAGCAGAAGCUGAAGGGCAGCGCCGGGAGGGAGCGCACGGCAGAGGGCAGGCAUCGCUCCGAGGAUUUGGGCUCUGAUGGAGGCUCCGACCUGGACAGCGUGGAGUGGGAGGCGAUCCAGGAGGGAGCCAACUCCAUCGUCACUUGGCUGCACCAGGCUGCGGCGUCGCUGUCGCGGGAGCCUUCGUCCGAGUCUGACUCCAUCCUCUCCUUCGUCUCGGGGCUCUCGGUCGGCUCCACUUUGCAGCUCUCCUUGGACAGGACGGAGAAGAAGCGCUCUGGAAGCGCGGCCGGACGGGAGGCAGAGAGGAGGGAUCGUGCAAAGAGCCGCCCGGAGGGGAAGAAGGCACCGAGCGCUCGUCCUGCUGGCAAUACGAGGGCAGAGAGGAGCCCGGCACCGAACAAGCCCGUGCCCAACCUGCCGGUGGUUUUCCGCGGCAGGACCGUCAUCUACAUGCCCAGCUUGGCCAAGGACGCGCCCAGCCCUCGCUCCACCCCAAAGAAAUCCCCCAUGGCCAAACCCCCGGCGCCCAAGAAUCUAUCGCUGAGCCAGCAGCGAUCCCGCAGCCUGCACCGCCUGGGGAAGCCACCCGAGGGGGCGGACCUGGCUCUACCCAAGCGCAGCACGACGCCCCCCGCCCGCAUCGCCAAGGGGCCGCCGUCCUCGGGCUCGUCCCGCACCUCCACGCCCUCGCAGCACGUACCCAAGAAGCUGCCGUCACCCUCGCAGCUCUCCAAGCAGAGCCCCGUGCAGACGGCCAAGGCGACCAGCCCCCCCUCCCCUCCCGGCCCCUCGGCCAAGCCUACGACCCCCAAAUCCCCGGCCCCACGGCAGCACAAGACACAGAAAUCACCCGUCCGGAUCCCGUUCAUGCAGAAGCCCAGCAGGAAGGUGCUGCCGGUGCGAGCUGCCAUGCCGGUGCUGGAGGAACAGGAGGGCAGCGGCAAAGCGAAGGGCAACACGCCGGGGGGGUCGGGGAGCAGCCGGCUCAACCUGGUGCGGAUGUCAUCCACUCGUUCCAGCGGCAGCGACUCGGAUCGCUCGGGUUUCCUGCGGCAGCUCACGUUCAUCAAGGAAUCCUCCAGCCUCCUGCUGCGGCACCGAGCCGAGCUCGGCUCUACCACCCCGGCCACAUCGUUGCCCCGAGGUGCGUCCCCGCAGCGCAGCCGGGCCGCCCUCCCCACCGUCUUCCUCUGCUCGUCCCGCUGCGAGGAGCUGAAAGCGGCCAAACCGGCAUCGCCCACAUCGCGUCCGCUCAUCCCCAGGGCUCAGCCCGGCUGCAAAGCCCCCUCUGCAUCCAAACCCCCCCGCAGGACCAGCUCCGAGAGCCCGUCCCGGCUGCCGGUGAAGUCGGCCGUCCCGGAGCCGUUCAAACGUUAUUCCUCAUCGCCCAACAUCAGCGUGCAGCGCCGCACCGGCAGCCCUUCGUCCGUCCUCUCCGCUUGUUCCGAGGCAUCGGCACGGCGGCGGAAAAACGGUGAUGCUGCGGAGGAGAAAACACCGAUAACGAUGAUGAAAGGCACCUGGCGGCGUAUCCGCGAUGAGGACAUCCCCCACAUCCUGCAGAGCACGCUGCCCUCCACCGCUCUGCCGCUGCUCGGCAACAACGAGGAGAAUCCUCCCCCCGGUCCUAGGAAAACCAGCGAUGCCGUGGUACAGACCGAGGACUUCGCCACCACCAAGACCAACUCCAGCACCUCGCCUACAAUGGAGACCCCAAGGCGUGAUGGUGAAGCCCCGGCUCCAACUAAAGCCCCCCUGCCCAUCUCCUUCGGGCACGAAGCGCCGGCCGGGACCUUCCCAACCAGCCGGCACAGCUCCCCCAGCCGCGCUGCCCGUGUCACCCCCUUCAACUACGUCCCCAGCCCCAUGGCGGUGCCGGUGGUGGCUGAUAAAGCAGUGGAGAAGAUCCAGGCGUGAGCGGCUGCCACGGCCGGACCCCGACGGACCCCGACCCCUGCCCGUGGGGAUGGAGACGUGGCCGGGACCCCUCCCCAACUACCCCAAAGAUGGGGGGUUUAUUCCAACGCGGCUCCAAAGGUUCCCGUGCUGAAGAGCGAAGCCCCACAGCUUGGGACUGAUCCCUGCAGCUUCUCAGUGCCGAGGGGUGUCCCCCGGGGGGGGCACUGAAGCUCUAUGGGGAGAGCUCUAUGCUCUAUCUCUAUGGGGCUGUGACCCCACAACCCAGAAACACAACAAGCAAAGCCUUAACGCCAGGCUCGCGCCGCACGCUUCAGCUCAUGCACCGGCACGGCACUGCCAGGCAUCGCAGAGCCUUUAUUGUAGGGAUGGGGUCACCUCCCCUCGGGGAUAUGGAGCCAGAGUGAAGCAAGGAGGGACCCCAUGUGGUGGGGGGCCGGGCUGGGUUCUAUCUGUGCUGCUCCUGGCCGUGGUGCUCACAGGGGGCUGCUCUGGUGCUUCUCAGGGCUGGGUGCUCAUUGGGAUCCUGGAUGCUGUGUCACUGAGCUGUGGGCUGCCCUGGGGAGGACACAGGGUGCAGAGGUGGCUUUGGGGUGCCCGAUCCCAAGGGAAGGGUCUGAGCCCCCCCCUGUAGCACACAGCCCCCAGCACGGCUGGCAGUGAGGUGCUCACACAGCGUGGACACGGGUCCAUCCAGGACUGGAUUACGCCCACAAGCACGAGGUGGUUCCUGCUGCCAGCUGGGCCUGUGCACCCCAGGGUGGGCUACUGAGUGUCCCCCUCCCCAACCUGGAUGCUCCCCAGCCACCCCUAUGUCCCCCAGUCCCUCCUCCAUGCCUUUGGGUGGGCUGAUCUAUGCCCCCCCCUGGGACCAACACCCCCAGGUGCCCUAUGGGUGCCCUCAGGGAUGGACAAGGGGGGCAAUGAGGACAAGUAGAGGACACAGGGUUGCAUAUAUAGAUCAAGAAAUAGGGCCGCAGCCCCUUGUGGACACCAUGCCCCCUCCUGAUGGCCAUAAACCAGAACAGGACCCACGUGCAGGAUGCCAGCAUCACCCCACGCACGUGGUUGUGACCCCGGGGUGUCAGUGCCACCAUCCCAGCCCCGCUGCCACCGUCUGCCCCGUGUGUGACCGUCGGCUUCGUUCCCCACCCGUGUGGGAAUCCCACUGGGUUUGUGGCGUCCCAUCCCCACGUUGCUGUAUGUAUGUACUAAGGAUGUUAUUAUAGGACUAUGGACAGUAUUAAAACCUAAACAACAAACCGA
Molecule: messenger RNA, 8477 nt
Organism: Coturnix japonica (Japanese quail)
Lineage: Eukaryota; Metazoa; Chordata; Aves; Galliformes; Phasianidae
Gene: APC2
Product: APC regulator of Wnt signaling pathway 2
Biological process (GO): Wnt signaling pathway; nervous system development; negative regulation of canonical Wnt signaling pathway
Cellular component (GO): catenin complex; cytoplasmic microtubule; beta-catenin destruction complex
Molecular function (GO): microtubule binding; beta-catenin binding; gamma-catenin binding
Source: RefSeq, a predicted model, not a curated record